GGCGGCGCGGGAUGAACGGGACGGGCCGGGCGUGCGGGCGAGACGGGGCAGAGCUGCCGGCCGGGGCUCGCCCGCUGGUCAGCGCGCUCAUGUUCUCGGCCGGGCUCCUGGGAAACCUCCUGGCUCUGGGGCUGCUCCUGCGCGGCCGCCGCUGGCACCGCCAGCGCCCGCCCGCGCUGUUCCACGUCCUGGUGCUGGCCCUGGUGGUCACCGACCUGCUGGGCACCUGCUCCGUCAGCCCCUUGGUGCUGGCUUCCUACCACCGCAACCUCACCCUCACCGCCCUGGCCCGCGGGGGGCACAUCUGCCUCUACUUCGGCUUCGCCAUGAGCUUCUUCGGCCUCGCCACCAUGCUCAUCCUCUUCACCAUGGCGCUGGAGCGCUGCCUGGCCCUGGGGCGGCCCUACUUCUACGAGCGCUUCCUGAGCCCCCGCACGGGGCUGGUGGCCCUGCCGGCCAUCUACACCUUCUCGGCCGCCUUCUGCUCGCUGCCGCUGCUGGGCUUCGGGCGCUACGUCCAGUACUGCCCCGGCACGUGGUGCUUCAUCCAGAUGCACCCCGAUCGCCGCCGGGGCGGCGGGGAGGCGGCGAGGCCCAACGUCGCCUUCUCGCUGCUCUACGCCACGCUGCUCCUCUUCCUCAUCCUGGCCGUGCUGCUCUGCAACCUGAGCGUGAUGGUGAACCUGGCCCGCAUGCACCGCCGCGGGCAGAGGACCCGCCGGGUCACCCCCACCGAGCAGCCCCGCGCCGCCGCCGGCUGCGGCCGCCGCAUCUUCUCCAUGGCCGAGGAGAUCGACCACCUGCUGCUGCUCUCCAUCAUGACCAUCAUCUUCGUCAUCUGCUCCCUGCCCUUCACGAUCCGCGCCUACUUGAACAGGUUCGGCGGGGAGGACUCCGACCACGGCUGGGACCUGCUGGCGCUGCGCUUCCUCUCCAUCAACUCCAUCGUGGAUCCCUGGGUCUUCGCCAUCCUGCGGCCGCCGGUGCUGCGCCUCAUGCGCUCGGCGCUGUGCUGCCAGCUGACCGCCGCCGCCGCCCCGGACGGCCGCGCCGCCUCCGGGGCCGUGGCAAAGCCGGACCUCUGCGGGCGGUAG
This is a messenger RNA of Hirundo rustica (Barn swallow), 1094 nucleotides long. It is a transcript of the gene PTGER2, whose product is annotated as prostaglandin E receptor 2. The transcript has 2 exons. The coding region runs from base 12 to 1094 and encodes 360 amino acids. Lineage: Eukaryota; Metazoa; Chordata; Aves; Passeriformes; Hirundinidae. The record is from RefSeq and is a predicted model, not a curated record. Gene Ontology annotation, cellular component: plasma membrane. Gene Ontology annotation, molecular function: prostaglandin E receptor activity. Gene Ontology annotation, biological process: cellular response to prostaglandin E stimulus; inflammatory response; adenylate cyclase-activating G protein-coupled receptor signaling pathway.